This is a messenger RNA of Strongylus vulgaris, 548 nucleotides long. NCBI's taxonomy places the organism in Eukaryota, Metazoa, Nematoda, Chromadorea, Rhabditida, Strongylidae. The record is from the annotation of a GenBank genome assembly.
AUGUGCACUAGUGUUGAGUGGAAAAAGUUUGUUGAUUUAUUGCCAGCUACCAUCUCUAUAUUUGUCCAGUUUUGUAAUGUCGGAGUACGUGCUGGUGCACUACCUAUUUACCGAUUCUCUGGAUUCAUUCAGGCAUUGUCUCUCAGUCCUUAUAGAUUUUGUAAUGUCGGAGUACGUGCUGGUGCACUACCUAUUUACCGAUUCUCUGGAUUCACUCAGGCAUUGUCUUUCAGUCCUUAUAGAUGUGAAAUGAUGACGCUGGACGGGAACGAACGGCGUCGUAUUACGCCGGACACACCGACGUCGCCUACACACGGAUCCGUCGUGCUACGUAACGCGCGUCCUUUCAAUCUUAGAGACAAUUCUCCCGCAAAUCGCCAUUCCUAUCAUGGAAUAACGUCACCGUUGAUGUCGCCCAGAGAACGACCAGAUCAAAUGAAACGCUUCUCCCAGCAACUUCUACAGUAUCCGCUACCGUAUGGCGACCCAUUCUGCGGGAAUAAUCACAUUCAACUUUCAAGGAAACAGGUAUGUUUGUGGCGUUAACU